Messenger RNA from Rhincodon typus (whale shark), 7347 nucleotides. RefSeq names its product adhesion G protein-coupled receptor E2-like. Gene Ontology annotation, cellular component: membrane. Gene Ontology annotation, biological process: adenylate cyclase-activating G protein-coupled receptor signaling pathway; cell surface receptor signaling pathway. The record is from RefSeq and is a predicted model, not a curated record. Lineage: Eukaryota; Metazoa; Chordata; Chondrichthyes; Orectolobiformes; Rhincodontidae. The transcript has 19 exons. Bases 85 to 2412 code for a protein of 775 amino acids. Gene Ontology annotation, molecular function: calcium ion binding; G protein-coupled receptor activity.
CCACUUCUAACGAGUGACACAGAGCUGUACAGAGGUGAAGUGUGGGAUAGAUUCACAUCCAGACAGACAACAUCUUGUAAAACCAUGGCAGUACUAUCCUCAACAUAUCUCAUCUUAGUGAACUACUUUGGGAGGUUAAUGAAUCAAUUUAUCAUCUCCAGUGAUAACUGCUCACCUUCUGUCUACUUUCAAAACAACAUGGUCUGUGUUGAUUAUGACCACUGUGAUAUGGAUCGAGUCAUUCAAAUCAAAGACUGUUCAGGGGCUGUAGCGUGUCAAGAUGUACCUGUGGGUUUGCACUGCCAAUGUGUCAAAGGAGAAAAUUCCUUUUUAGCAGAACUUUCCAGUUUGUCACCAAGCUGCAGAGAGAUUGACCAGCGUUACAUCAACAAUACGAUGGUCUUGAACUCUAAAUUUUGUCCACCUGGAUACUAUUUUGAGAGGAGAAUGUUCUGCUUUGAGUGGGCUUGUGAUCUGCAAGAUGAUGUUAAGAUUAACUGGUGUACGAUAAAUAGACGAUGUUUUGAUGCCCCUAAUUAUCUCUAUUGUAAAUGUAGGCAAGUGUUUCAAUCAAUUAAAGCACAGAUGGAUGCAAGUUCACAAAGGUGCAUAGACGUUGACGAGUGUCUUCAAAAUCCAUGUGGUUCUGAGCAAGUCUGCACAAAUAAACCUGGAAGCUACAGUUGUGAUAACAACACCUGCAUUGAUCAGAAUCAAUUUAACAUAUCACAGUGCAGUUUCAUUCACUGGGACCAGCAGAUUCAGACUCCCUGGUAUACAUUCCACAAAUAUUGUUCUGAGGUUAAUUCGAUUGUUGUUCUCGUGAAUGAGCAGUGUCAGGCUCGGAAUGGUGAGCCUAUAUUUCAGAAAAUUCUUUCCAUUGCAAGUGAACUACUAAGGAAUGACUCCUUAUGGGAGAACUUGGAAAAUGAAGAACGGUUUUAUUUGGCUUCUAUAUUCCUGAAAUCAGUGGAAAACACUGCAAUAGUUGCCAGUCUAGAUUUACCUGAUCAAGGAAGGAGAAUUGUAUCAACUGAAAAUAUCGAUCUGGAAAUACAAAACUUUCAAGGGAAAAGUGCUUCAGACCCUGAUAUAAUCAGACUCCAGACAAAGGGCACCUUUAUAGAUGUUAGUCGAAGUAGAAUCAACAGAGAUAAAACAAUGGGGACAGAUAUUGCUGUGGCAGCUUUGAUCGCCUUCAGCAACAUGGAUUCCAUCCUGAAUAGAAGUGUUUACAAUCUUGGGACCACUGCUGGAAAACUAAAGCCAUUCCAAUUGAUUUCAGAUGUAUUUUCAGCUAUUAUAAUCAAUAACCACGGCAAUGGAUUUGACCAGAUGCUGAACUUCACUAUCAAACACACCGAGGAAACUAAAGUUAAUUCGGAAUUGCACUGUGCCAACUGGAAUUAUGCAUCUGGGAAAAGCUAUUGGUCUCCCAAAGGGUGCAUUAGGGGAGUUUCCAAUGGGACUCAUACUCAGUGUCGAUGCAGUCAGCUGUCCAGCCUUGCUCUGCUGUUGACCCAUUUUGAAUGGCAGACAGAGCCUUUUGCCCUCACUGUGAUUACAUUUGUUGGAAUCCCAAUAUCGCUCAUGUGUCUUGCUGUUGCUUUUGGAAUUUUUGCGUUUUGGAAGGAUCUUAAGAGCACGUUAACUGCCACCCACAUGCACCUGUGCCUGAAUCUCUUCCUGGCCGAGCUGCUCUUUCUAGUCGGAAUCAACCAAACCAAAAACCGGGUUGUGUGUGGGAUUAUAGCAGGAUUUUUACACUAUUUGUUCCUGGCCGCGUUUGUUUGGAUGUUUCUGGAGGGUGUCCAGCUCUAUGUCAUGGUCAGAAACAUCAGAAAAUUGAGGAUCACCCAUUUGGAAAAAAAUGGGAAGUUCAUGUAUCCUCUUGGCUACGGGGUUCCUGCAGUAAUUGUGGCUGUUUCUGCUGCAGUGUAUUGCGAUGGCUAUGGGUCACCCAGGCACUGCUGGCUACAAACACAUAGAAGAUUCAUUUGGAGCUUCCUAGGGCCUGUUUGUGCAAUAAUUGGGAUCAACACAUUCCUUUUUCUCUUAACUCUUUGGUCUUUGAAAAAAUCAGUUUCUGAGCGUGACGUUACAGUGUCAAAACUUCAAAACACAAGGAUGUUAGCAUUUAAAGCCAUCACGCAGGUGUUUCUCCUGGGCUGUAGCUGGAUUCUUGGCUUGUUCCACUUUCGUGAAGAAACCCUGGUAAUGGCCUAUUUAUUCACCAUCGUCAACAGUUUCCAGGGCACCUUCAUCUUCAUCAUCCUCUGUGUGUUAAAUCUCAAGGUGAGGGUGCAGUGCCAGAAAUGGUUUUCCAUGCUAUUCAAAAUGAAGAGAAUCAUGUCGCCCAAGAAUAUAGCCACAAUCAUGCCAAAGAAUACCAGGGUGAGCUCAGGGUUAUGAAGAACCUACUCUUGUCUCACCCACUGUGUGAGAUAGACCUGACGGAAGAAGAAGUGAAGACCAUCAUUCAUUUGCUUUGCUGCAGUGAUGUGGAUAGACUUUUCAUUGCUACUUGAAUUGACUGGUAUUUGUACCUUGGAGCAUAUGCAUUACAGACAAGAAUCUCAUUUCUCACAACAGAUGCAUGGAAAUGCCACCUUCUGGAAGACCCCGCCCCAAAUUUAGUGCUGUCAUAACUAGUGAUUAGGUUUUGGCCAUUCGUUGGUUGUCACUGGCUCAAAACUUUAAAUUCCCAUGGGCUAACAGCAUGUGGGAAAACCUGCAGUGGUUCAAGUAGGUGGCCUGUUACUUGUUUUUGAUGGUAAUUUGGGAUAGACAAUAAUUGCCAAGAGCAACCACAACUCAUUAACAAAUUUGAAACGUUACACAUUACUGUACACAUCCUAAACUGUGAUACACGCUAGGUGGAGGUAUUUGAAGUUUGACAACAAAACAGACUGUUGCAAGAAUGAACCCUUCUCUUGAACCUGGCUUAGAGUAUGGCUCAGUUUGUGAACUCGUUAACCUCUGAGUGAGAAGACUGUUACGUUUAGCCUGAUUCCUAUACCCGACCACAUUACAGUAUCCCUGCAUCUGUUAAGCUAAAGACUGUGCCUCUUUGUUCAGGUGAACAUCAAGGCACUAUCGGAGGAAGAUGUAGCAUCUGUGGAGAAACAGAUUUAUGGGACCUUGUACAGAAAUUAUUAGAAACUAAAAAUAAAUCCAAAAGGCUAAUGAAAUGUUUUUGUUUACAUCAAGAGAGCUGGAAUACAAAAGAAUGAGGUUAAUCUGCCUAUCUGUCUUUACUUAUUUCCAGGACCUCCAUUGGUUUGGCUCAUGUGUAUGGGCAAAGUGCUGCAGUGGUUUGCCAUUGUCUUCUGCAGGAUGGUAGACCAGGAGGCUUUCUCACUCUUACCACUGAUUAGAAGACUAUUGGAAUGAUUCACUGCCUUAUAACCUAUUUAGCCACAAUAUGGAUGUGAUAGCAUUAGGCAUAUGGCUAGCAAAUUCUGGCAUGGGACUCGAGCAUAAUGGACCCUUGAGAUUCAGUGUAGUUUUAUACCUCUCUGGUUAGGCACCAUUUGGAGAACCACAUUCAGUUCAGAGCACUACACUUGAGUGAAGACAUCCUGACAUCAGAGGAAUAGAUUUCAGAUUCCCUAGAAGGAUACUGGAGUUUAAAUGGAUUUCAUGGACAAGAUCAGGAGAAUCAAUUUCUCCUCAUGUGGAGAAUCCAGAACAAGGGGACACAAUCAUAAUGUUUGAGUUUGGUUGUUUUGGUGAGAUACUAGGAAACAGUUCUUCACACAAAGGGAAGUGGCAAACUGGAACUCUUCCUCACCCACAAAAUACUGGAGGAUGAGGAUCAAUUGAAAUGUUUAAGAACUGAUAAUGAUGGACUUUUGUUAGGAAAGGGUAUUAAAAGAUGCAAAUCAAAGAGAGCAAUUGAAAUUAACAUAGAGCUCAGCCUCAAAGUAGCAGACUGGCAGUACAGACUUGAGCGGUUGGAUGACUCAUUCCUGUUCCAGUGAAUUCUUUUGGUGUCAUGGCCAUCCAUCUCUAUUUGCCAUUAAUACUAAAACAGGCCAUUCAUCUCAUUUCCUGUUUGUGGGAUUUUGCUAUGUGCAGUGGGAUGUUUGCUUUGCAAAUGUCUAAAGCAGCAACCAUACCCAUCGUGAAGUGCUUUGGACUUCGCGAGAACGUGCUAUGUGAAUGCAAGAUUUUUUUCUCCCUACUUGCUUUCUGGGAGGUCUUGCUAUGCCUUUUGGCAGCUGUCACAUUAGCCUGCAGAAUAAUAGUUACCAGACUCUGAAAAUAAUUCAUUGUUCAAGAAGUCUUGAAUUGUGAUGAGUUUUUGUGUAAAAAGAAGUGUUUUAUUCAUCCAGCUAAUAACCAAUGCAUUUACAAUGCAUUAGAAGUUGCUAGAAUAUUCUCUAACACCAGCUGAGACAUGAUUACAUUUAGAUUUGCUUUAUCAACCCCACUGGAGACUCAACUUUCUUUGUAUGCCUUAAUAUUGACAUAUACAGUGUUGUAGAAAUUUUUAUUUCUACUAAUAUUGAGACUUGACUCCAGCUCUCGUUCGAAGCAGUUUUAUUUUCUUACUUGGUACCAAGGAAAGUGAGUGUCGAUCUCCACCGACACCCGACUCUGCUAACACAGUGUACAACAAUCUCAUUUAUACAAUUAACUUCAGAGCAGUAUGUUCCCGUGACAUCUUGUGUUUGUUGAUUCACUCAUUGUAAGUUUAAAGAAAACAGACACUGCUCGAGAUAACAGGAAUGCUGUUUCACAGAUACCUCAAUAAUUACUUUUUCAAAUGACCUUCGGCAUGCAGCUAGCAUGGGGAGUGAUAAACGGUUUGAUUGAACUCUAGCUUAUCAGUAACUAGGCCCCACGGGGAUACAAGGGACAUCUCUAAUUCAUCCUAAAACCUUGGUAUAGUGACAAUAUAUCAAGAGAUCCUUCUCUAGCUCUAGCUAAGAAAACAUGCACAUAGUGAUAACAUAGUCUGAGUAACUACCUCCCGACUUCUGCUAAAGCUCAUUAAAAUCCCACAUGCUAAACUAAUUAAAAUUCUUUCUCUAUGCCAUCAGUUUCUCCCAUGUCUGCCUUUUCUGUCUUGGGCUAAAUUCCCAUCCACCCUUGCGAUGUAAUUUCUGUCUUGGCCUAAAUUCCCAUCUACCCUUGCGAAGUAAAAUUUUUCUUCCACAUACAGGCAUGUGGGCCAGUGCAGCUAGCAUCAAUGGUGAAAUCCAUUUCCACAGGCUGAGUGAUGAGGAAGGGAGGAUUCUGGUGGCUGAAACUCAUUCAACUGGUGAUAAACUGAUGAAGUGGCCUUUGUAAUUGUAGUGUUGGGCAACAGUGUAAAUGUAACUUGAAUAAACCUCCACAUCCUCAGUAUACAGACCUUUAUCAGUAAUGUGACCCUUGCAAUUAGCCUUGCAGUCACUGUGAUAUCUGCUUAAUGGAAGAGGCACGACUGAAUGCUGACUGGAUACAUGCCAGUCUUUUGGCCUGGGAGAUCAAUUAUUGGAUCAGUAAUUCCACUGCCAUUCAUCUGAGUCCUUGGAGUUGCACAGGGUAGUGUAUAUGUCCAUUUUCUACCACUUCAUCAAUGACCUUCCCUGUGCUGUGGAGUAGAUAAUUUUUGAAUCAGUCUAUUCAGAGAUGUUACUACAUAGCCCUGGAGUACAUUGGACUUGAAACCAGGCCUGUCGCCUUAGAUGUAAGGACAUUACCACUGCCGACUGUGUCAGUAUUCCAAGGGAGUUUCCCACCUAAGUACUAACCAGGCUUGAGUCUGCUUAGCUUCCGAGAUCAGAUGAGAUUGGGCAUUCUCUGUCUAGUGUGUGAUGGUAUAUCUCUGGAGCAGGUGCGACUUAAACCCAGUCCCUAUGGCUCACACCUGGGGACGCUACCAAUGCACCACAAGAACCUGAUUCUGUUGUGGAAUACCUAAAGACACCCAGUGUGAGUCAGCUGUGAAGUGAGUCAGGUGGCAGUUUACGACUGUGAUGUCAGGAAUGUGCUGAUAAUCAAGUCCCACAACUCCAUCAAACAUACCAUUCGUAUAAAUGUGUUAAUGUAAUCACCAAUAUGGCCAAUUGAUUCCCUUGUACUCCAUUAUUUAGAGAAGAAAACACUUUCACCAGCCUUCUUGAAUGAACUCAAGAAUAAUCCAUUUAUUACAAACAAAACUUAAUCCUAAAGCCAUUGUAAAACUAGUUAACAACUACAUACAUUAUAAACUGUAAUCAGAACUCUAUCUCUGUCAUCCCUGACAAAAACACAUUCACACGACUGAAAGUGACCACAAACUCUGCAGUGAUGGUAUUAACAAAGACACACAAAGAGAAAGAGCAGUCUUGUUGAUCAGUGGUCACUGAUACAAAGGAUAAUGUUUGAUGAGCCUUUUCAGAAACCAUGAUUGUUUUGGAUGGAACAAAAUCUGUGACAGCAGCGAACCGAUGGCAAAUUCUUCAUAACAGGCUUUAGUUUGGAUGGAAAUCCAAUUAGAGAUGAGUUUUUGAGUAAAAGUUACUGCUGAUCCUUUUUAUUAGGGUUGGGAAAAGUAGGCCAAAUAUUGAAUAGUGGAACUUUAUAAAGAAAGGAUUCCGAAAUUCAUGCAGGAGUGAGUGAGUGAUGGAGCUUUGCCAUUUGCAUAUAGCUGCUGUACCUUUUUCCCAAGUGCCUGGAAUGUUGUUACUCUAUCUCUGCCCUUCCCCUGGUGUUCGACACAGAAACACGGUGCAGCAAGGUUUGCUCAGCCACAGCCUCCUCUAAAUAGUGCACUGUCUCCUGGUGUUUUCCACACAGUCAACAAAUAUAAAUGUGUAUUCCCGUCAAUACAGGCAUACUAGUGGGGGAGAAACACUCAGAUCAUUCUGAGAAGUAUUUCAACAAUUCAAAGGAUUUCGACUACAUUUUUACUAUUUCUUGUGACAUUGCUUGUAAGGUUUCUUCAUAAACUACAAUUAUAUAAUGAAUCACAUGCCUAUGUUUAUACUCUGUGUUCUUUUCACUGCCUGUAUAAAAAACAUGUUGUUGUGUCACUCACCAUUUUGACUCGGGAGUAUAUCACCAUUCAUUCUCUGUUGCUGGGUCAAAUUUCUGAAAGUUACCCAACAACACUCUGGGUAUCCUUACCCUACAGACUGCAGCAAUUCAUGAAGGCACUUCACCCCAAUCUUCUCCAGGGCAAAUAGGAAUGGGCAAUAAAUGCUAGACUAGCCAGUGAUGCCCAUAUCCUACGAAUGAAUAUCUAUAAAAUACUUUCUCAUGUACCCUCAUCUCCUAUGCUAUGAUCCCCUCAAAUUCCUGUUUCUUUCUUUGGUCUUUCUUUCCUGUCAUGAAACUGUGAUUUCAUAUUAAAAGUUAUAAAUGUCACAAAAA